AUGGUCGUAUCCAUCCACGUCAAUGAUGUCAAUGUACCCGUCUUCUGGCCUGGUGUCGGACUUUGGCACAUACAACAGAUUGUGGCUGAUCUCAAACCAGGAGUUGGUGUGUCCACCGAAGUCAGACCGGCGGAGAAGGGAUUCCAUGGUCGAGGCGUCCACGAUGAAGAAUUUGAGGAUGUCCGACUCUCUGUUGGUGAUCUUCAGCAAGAACCGGGUGUCUCCGACCCAUUUCACCUCGGUGAUGAGUCUCUCGUCGUUUGGAAUGUCUUCGUCAUUGUAGAAUGGGUCUGA
Molecule: messenger RNA, 294 nt
Organism: Ogataea philodendri
Lineage: Eukaryota; Fungi; Ascomycota; Pichiomycetes; Pichiales; Pichiaceae
Exons: 1
Coding region: 1-294 (97 amino acids)
Source: RefSeq, a predicted model, not a curated record